GUGGCGCCCAGGUGGGCCUCGGCCCCUCACCCAGGCUUGCUGCAAUGGCCGGCUUGCUUGCAACCACCUGAAUUGGCGUCCAACGGCGAUUCGGAUAGACAAUGUGGCGCAAGAAAGCACCUGCAUUGGCAAGCUCCUGAGAUGGCGGGCACUGCGCAGGCCCUGAUGCUCUGCUCUCUGUUGUAACAGGGCACAUUUUUGAAGCUUGAUUUAACAAUACACUACCUAGUAGCACAAAGAAAACAGUACGGUCUUGCGUGAAUGGAUGACCACUUUUGAGAAUUAUCGUUGUAUCGAUGGACGGUGCAAACCUGCAACUAGCUGAGAGCUUACUCUCAAAAUCGUACGUGCUGCAAGGGCAGCAAGCUUUGAAACAACGACACAACCUGGUCAAGUCGCUGCUAUCAAAUAAACGUCUGCCUGACACGGGCUGGGAUGAUGCGUCCAUUGAGUGGUUUCUCCAGGACCUCUCAAUGAUGGACAGCAACAACUUCCUGGACAACGUGGGCAUGGGCGAGCGGGAGGCCAAGUGUGCAAGUCCGCUGGUGUGGAAGAGGCACUACGGCAUGGCACAUGGCAUUGGGCGGUCUGGAAGCAUCACGGAUGAGCAGCCCAAGGCGGCGGGGUCCACUCUCCUGGCCAAGCUGAGUAACGCCCUGGUGAAGGACUCCCUGGAGAUCGCUGGGUUGAAAGACAUUGGCGCAGUGUCAGUGCUGCCACUGGCAACCGGGAUGACGCUCAUGCUGUCGCUGAUGGCACUCAAGAAGAGAAGGCCCCCAGCUGCUCGGUACGUGCUGUGGCCGCGCAUGGACCAGAAGUCGUGCCUCAAGUGCAUCCUGGCCGCGGGGCUAGAAGUGGUGGUCAUCCCGAACCGGCUAGAGGGUGACCAACUCCGAACGGAUGUGGCGGCGAUCCAGGCCAAGAGUGCGGAGCUUGGCAGCGACCAGAUUGUGUGCGUCCUCACUACCACCAGCUGCUUUGCCACUCGGGCCCCCGACCGGGUCGAGGAGGUUGCGAAGCUUUGCCAGAAACUCGGAGUGGGGCAUAUUAUCAACAAUGCAUACGGAGUCCAGUGUGCAGUGAUCUGCGGCUCCAUCACCCAAGCCUGGCGUCGCGGGCGUGUUGAUGCCGUCAUUCAGAGCACGGACAAGAACUUCCUGGUCCCGGUUGGCGGUGCUGUGAUUGCGGCUGGGUCGCGCGAGUGUUCCCUGGUGGACGCUAUGAACCGCGCCUACCCCGGCCGGGCAUCCAUGUCGCCACUCAUGGAUGUCUUCAUCACGCUACUCUCCCUUGGAAAGACAGGCUGGAAGAAGGUCCUGGCUGAUCGAGAAGUGACGUACGCCUACCUCAAGCAGCGGCUGACCCACGUGGCUGAAGCGCAAGGCGAGCGGCUGUUGCACACCCCCGACAACCCCAUCUCGCUGGCCCUCACCCUCACCACCCUCGACUUGCGGCAGCCGGUUCAAAGCACAACGAAGCCCUGUGCCGCUGCUGCCCCUGGACAGGUUUCACUUGGAAACCGUCAGGAACCUGUCGGUGCCGUCCCUUUGCAGCCAGCCGCCUCAGACAUAGGCCCAGCUUCCGUGACAGCCGAGUCAACUGCCCGAAGCACUGGGAACACCCAUGCUGAGGAAGGGGUGACAUCAGCUCCUCCGGAGGGCGCUCGAGAGGGGGCCGUGGGUGGACGAGACACUGCUGCGACUGGCGAGUACACGCAAGGGGUUACGGAGGCAGCCCAGCUGCGGCGUGAGGACGGGGAUUGCGCACACCCAAGCGAGGAGACUGCAGAACUUCGGCAGCGCCUGCCUGAACACGAUGAAGCAGGCGGGUCGGUCUCGGGGCAUGUACGCGAGGACGAGGGCUCCGUUUCCGCUGGAGUAGACUCCGGAGGGGAGCCUGCGGAGCCAGGGGACGCGGACGCAUCAGGUCCAGAUGGGGCCGGAAGGCCGGCCACGCAAGGAGGAGGCCGCAAGCCGUCCUCGCAGCUCACGUUCUUUGGCUCCAUGCUCUUUGCCAGGUGCGUCUCCGGGAGUCGGGUCAUUCCAAGGGGAGACGACAAAGUCAUCGAAGGGAUCCCUUUUGCUGGCUUCGGAUCGUCAUACGACAAGUUCCCCUACUCGUACAUGACUGCGGCGGCUGCAAUAGGGUCGACAUGCGAAGAGGUGGACACCUUCAUCACCCGCCUCGAACGCUGCUUUGCCGACUUCCGGAAAAAGUUUGGGAAUUCAAGAAGGCCAAUGCAUACAAGUGAACUCACGAACAGCCCCCUUUCCAGCUAAGAUACUAUUGCCUCAAGACCCUCCCCAUUGCAACUUACCGUCAGUCUGCGUUUUACAAUGCAGAACGCUUCGGUCGCCUCAAGGCGUAUUGAUCGACCUUCGUAUGGCCCAAUGAAGACUGCGACAAUGUUCUCUUUCCAAAACGCCCUAGUCACAUGGACAAUAGGCUUCCAUGGCAUACAUAUAUUUAUCGUUUGAGCUACGAUUAACAUUGGGUUUCGUAAGGAGACUUCGAACAUGCUGUCAUCCAUGUUCGACAUUUGAGGUGGGCG
This is a messenger RNA of Klebsormidium nitens, 2551 nucleotides long. NCBI's taxonomy places the organism in Eukaryota, Viridiplantae, Streptophyta, Klebsormidiophyceae, Klebsormidiales, Klebsormidiaceae. The record is from the annotation of a GenBank genome assembly.